This is a messenger RNA of Closterium sp. Naga37s-1, 3405 nucleotides long. The record is from the annotation of a GenBank genome assembly. Lineage: Eukaryota; Viridiplantae; Streptophyta; Zygnematophyceae; Desmidiales; Closteriaceae.
AUGCCCAGCGCGGGAGUCUCUCCAGCCAGAGGAGCCAAUCACAAGGACGUGCGCCACGUGGAAGACGAGGGGCGCGCGCUGCUGGCGCUGGGGGAGGCGGAGCUGCGCGCGCUGCUGGCGGAAGCAGAAGCCGCGCGCGAGGCAGCGAUCCGCGCGGAGGUGGCGCGCGCAGCGGCGCUUGUGGCGCGGGUGGAGGUGGGGAGGGCGCGUGCGGAGUUUGACGCGGAGAGGCAGCAGCUUCUGGCGGCGGAAGAGUCGCUGAAGGUGGGCGGGGAGGCCUUGCUGGUCGCGCCCGUGCAACUCUCCUUCUUCCUCCCUUUCCCCUCCUCUUCCCCUCGUGUUUCUCCCCUCCCCCGCGCCACCCCUUCCGCCACCACUCUCCUUCCUCCCAUUCCGCUCAUAGUUAAAACAGUGGUGGUGAAACCAGCCCUUCUCCCUCGCCCCGCUCCUUCGCAGAGUCAACUGGCGGGCGCGCUGGAGGCAGUGCGGGGCAAGGAGGAGGAGAUGCAGCGCAGUCAACUGGCGGGCGCGCUGGAGGCAGUGCGGGGCAAGGAGGAGGAGAUGCAGCGCGUGAAGGAGAGGGCGGAGGAGGCGGAGCAGCAGGUGGCGGCUCACCAGAACGAGAUGAAGGAACGGGUGUGGCAGAAGGAAGGUCUUAUCCGAGAGAAGAACUCUGAAGUGGCAGCGCUGAGGCGCGAGCGGGACGGGGCAGUGGCGGAGAGCAAGGCGCAGGCGAGCCAGAGGGAGGCGGAGAGGGCAGAGAUGGGCGCGCAGAUGGAGAGGCUACAGAGCCAGGUGGCGGACGCGGAGCAGCGCCUGAGAGACACGCAGAACCAGCUGCGGCUGGUACAAGAGGAGCUGUGGCAGAAGGAGGACGCGGUGAAGGAGGCGCAGGGGUGGGCGGCGCACGGGCAGGACAUGGAGGCCCACGUGGCAGCCAUCACAGCAGCCAAUCAGAGCCUGCAUGGGGAGCUCCGGGAACGCACCGACCAGUGCCACCACCUGUUUGCUGUUACUCACCAGCUCAGACAGCAGUUGGCGGAGAGUGAGCGGUACCACAUGCAGCUGAUGCAGCGCCUGCACAUGGAGUAUUAUGUGCCACACAUGAAUGUCCCUCUGCUCGCACCCCCAUCCCACCCCUUUCCCCCACUGAAACACCAGUUGGCGGAGAGUGAGCGGUACCACAUGCAGCUGAUGCAGCGCCUGCACAUGGAGAACACGGACCUGCGCUCCAGGCUCGGCGCCCUCCCUGCUGCUGCCCCGGGCGCCGCUGGUUCAGCAGUGGCAGGCUCGGCAGCAGGAGCAGGAACAGCAGGUGUUGGCGCAGCAGGAGGCGCAGUGAGUGCUGGCGGUACAGGAGCUGCAGGAGGGCAGGCGGCUGCAGCAGCAGCAGCAGCAGGAGGAGGCACGCUGGGGCCUUCUGGAGGGGGCAUCGGGGGGGCCACGGGUGCAGGGAGGGAAGCAGGAGGGGUUGUGCAAGGAGCUGGUGUAACGAUGGGUGGCACUGCUGCUGGUGGCGUGGGUGGUGGUGCUGCGGGCAGCAAGGACGGGAAGAUCGAGGCAGCAGGUGCACAAGCAGGGCAAGCCCACCCGCCCAUGGCACCACACGCCUACCUCAUUCGACCACACAUGCCCCACCCCUUCUACGCAGCACCCAUGCAAACCGUACCCACACCCAUACAACCCGGCCCCACACCCAUGCAACCCGUGCCUAUGCUUGUUCCUCACUCCGCCUCUCCGCCAGCCCUCCACCCUCUGCAUCCUCACCCCUCCACUCUCCCGCCUGGCACCUACCCACCUACCGGUAUGCAAGGGCCAGCAGCACAGGCAGCAGGGGUGCAGACGGGGAUUGCAGUUGCAGGGUUACCAGGGCAGAACCAGCAGCACUUGCAGAAUCAGGGGCAGGGGCAGGGGCAUGGACAAACACAUGCGCAGGCACCAAAACCACAGGGGCAACAGCCAAGCCAGCAGCAGCAGCAGCAGCAAGCAGUGGUGAUGCAUCAUAUCACCCACCCUAUGAGCAACCAGCCUCUCCCCCUGAACCCGACAUCCCAGCAGCAGCAGCAGCAGCAUGCGAGCAGCCUUACCUUUGGUUCUGGGUCCAGCAAUGGGCCAAGUAACAACACCACGGGGGGCACAGGGGAGAAAGGGAGAGAUAGCAGUGGCAGCAGCACAGGUGAUAGAGCCCCAGUAGGCGAGCGUGCUAAUGGGCACGUGGGCAGCAGCAGUGCUGAUGCUACUCCAGGAGACAGUUUUUCCAAUGGCGGCGCCUCCAGUGCCUCUCCUGACUCCUCCAGUACUAGCAACAGCAAUGCGGGCGCCAUCACCAGCACCAGCAUGAGCAACAGCAAUAGCAAUGCGGGCCAGAGUCUCCCAACCAGUGCUGCUGCUUCCUCCUCUGCCACUCAUACUGCUGCUUCUGAUACCCCUGCUGCCGAUACUCCGGCCACUAAAACUGCUGCUGCUGCUGCACCUAGGAAGCUCGCUGCCAGUCCCAUCACGCAGCGAUCGCCGCCCCGAGGGGUGGACGUGGGGUUGGGGGGCGUGGCAUAUGUGCCUGAACGCCCAAGUGCGGAGGCCUCAAGUGCAGCAGAAUCAGAAGCGGAAGGUCAAGCGACGGGAAUUGAAGGGAAAGUUGGGAUUGAACCCCUGCCUGCGUCCGCUGUGCUGGGUGCAGGGAGCAGUGGGGGAGAGAAAACAGAGGGUGCUGCACCAGCAAGCAUCGACGCGACACCAGCAGCAGCAGAUGCAGCACCCACACCACUCGCAGCACCACCAACCGCACGCCCAUUGCCCAUUAUGCCCCCGCUGCCUCCCGGGGCACAGCUGAAAGACGAGAGGGCGCUGCUGACGUGCAUCGUGCGAACGCUCUCCGCUGACAGGGGCGCCAAGGCUCUCAUCUCCUCCACUGUCGCCCCCCGCCUCGCACGCCUGCUUGCCCCGUUGACCUGGGCUCACUACGAGCCGCUGUAUGGGUCGCUGCACCAACUCAUCGCAUCCAAACCCGAGUUGUUUGGCAUGGAGGGACCAGACCAUGUGUUCCUGAGAAGGAACGCGCAUGCCAUCAUCGCCACACUCCCCCUCCACCCCACCAUGCCUCUGCAGCAUCCCUCCUCCUCCAUCCCGUCCCCCGCCGCCUCCCUCCCACUCGCCCUCACCCCCGCCGCCCCUCGCCCCCUUGCUCCCCGCUCACCCCCACCUGAUGCUUCCAUCCCUGCUGGUGCGAGUUCUAACCCUGCUUCUUCUGCUGCCGCCGCCGCCGCCGCCGCCGCCGCUGCUGCUGCGGGUGGCAGUGGGGGUGCGGGAGGCAGUGAGGAGGGUGUGUUGAGGCGCGAGGUUGUGGGGCCGGGGGUGGAAGGGGCGGGGCGGGGCAGUCGUUUGUGGUUUGCCAAUGCUGCACGGUAA